GGGACGGCUUCAGCCUCAACAUGGCGGCGGCGGCGCUGCGAGGGGGGUUGGGAAGUUUCCGCGGCGCCUGUUGAGGGACCUCAGUGAUUCUGGACCAUUGUUGUUGAAAUGAUAUUACAGAAACUCACUAUUGUAUUGUGUUUGUUGGAUGAAACCGAGAUAUCUACUUUCAGUCAAGUGGGUAGAAACCCCUAACUGCAGUUUACAUGUGUAGGUCACUGCGUUACUGUGUUAGUCACUGUCUCUAUGCAGCAAUGACAAGGUUAGAAGAAGCGAACAGAGAAGUGAACAUGCAUUCAUCUGUCAGAUAUCUUGGCUAUCUUGCCAGAAUCAACUUAUUAGUUGCCAUCUGCAUGGGCCUUUAUGUCAGAUGGGAGAAAACUGCAGAUGCACUGAUUUUGGUAAUAUUUAUCCUGGGGCUUUUUGUUCUUGGAAUUGCCAGCAUACUCUACUACUAUUUUUCAAUGGAAGCAGCAAGUUUGAGUCUCUCCAAUCUUUGGUUUGGUUUUUUGCUUGGCCUUCUCUGUUUUCUUAAUAAUUCUGCCUUCAAAAAUGAUGUGAAAGAAGAAGCUACUAAGUAUUUACUCCUUUCCGCCAUUGUUUUAAGGAUAUUAUGUGCUUUGGUUGAGAGGAUUUGUGGCUGUAUCCAUCAUCGACCGACUCUGCUGACAACAGUUGAAUUUUUGGAACUGGUUGGAUUUGCAAUUGCCAGCACAACUAUGCUGGUGGAAAAAUCUAUGAGUAUUAUUUUGCUGGUCAUGGCUUUGGCCGUGUUGAUUAUUGACUUGCGUAUGAAGUCUUUUUUGGCAAUUCCAAAUUUGGCAAUUUUUGGAGCCAUUGCAUCCUUGUUGUUUUUUCCUUCACUAAAAAUUCCCACAAACCCAUUUGCCUUGGCGUGUUUCUUCAGUUGCCUAAUUUCAGAUCCUCUUCUCGAUGUUUACUUCAGUGGACUUUCAGUUACUGAACGGUGGAAGCCCUACUUGUACCGUGGUAAAAUUUGCAGAAGGCUUUCUGUCAUCUCAGUUGGAGUCAUUGAACUUAUCUUUUUCAUUCUUGCAGCCUUUAAACUAGGUGACUUGGAUCUCUGGUAUUUUGUGAUACCUGGUUUUUCUAUUUUUGGAAUUUUUUGGAUUAUCUGUCAUAUUAUUUUUUUUAUAACUCUCUGGGGAUUUCACACAAAAUUAAACGACUGUCACAAAGUAUAUUAUACUCACAGAGCAGAAAACAAUAGCCUCGAUAGAGUUAUGGCAUCUAAAGGAAUGCGUCACUUCUGCUUGAUUUCAGAGCAACUGGUAUUUUUCAGCCUUGUUGCAACUGCUGUUUUGGGGGCAGUAUGUUGGCAGCCAACCAACGGGAUCUUCAUGAGCGCGUUUCUCAUUGUUUUACCCCUGGAGUCCAUGGCUCACGGCCUUUUCCAUGAGCUGGGAAACUGCCUGGGAGGAACGUGUGUUGGGUAUGCGGUUGUGAUUCCCACCAACUUUUGCAGUCCUGAUGGGCAACCAACUCUUCUUCCACCUGAGCAUGUACAAGAGUUAAAUCUGAGGUCUACAGGCAUGCUUAAUGCCAUCCAAAGAUUUUUUGCUUAUCACAUGAUUGAGACAUAUGGUUGUGACUACUCUACAAGUGGCCUAUCCUUUGAUACUCUUCACUCCAAGAUCAAAUCUUUUCUUGAACUUCGGACUGCAGACGGACCUAGACAUGAUACCUAUAUUUUAUAUUACAGUGGUCACUCACAUGGCACUGGAGAAUGGGCACUAGCAGGAGGCGAUGCAUUACGACUUGACACGCUUCUGGAGUGGUGGCGAGAAAAGAAUGGCACUUUCUGUUCGCGACUCAUCAUCGUUUUAGACUGUGAGAACUCUCAGCCUUGGGUUAAAGAAGUAAGAAAAGUAAAUGACCAGUACGUCGCUGUGCAAGGAGCAGAAAUGGCUCGAGUUGUAGACAUCGAGGAAGCAGAUCCUCCACAGCUCGGUGACUUCACCAGGCAGUGGGUUGAAUACAACUGUAACCCCGACAAUAAUAUCAGCUGGUCUGAAAAAGGACGUACAGUGAAAGCAGUGUACGGUGUGUCAAAACACUGGAGUGACUACACUUUACAUUUGCCAACAGGAAGCGAUGUUGCCAAACACUGGAUGAUAUACUUCCCCCGUAUUACCUACCCAUUAGUACAUUUGGCAAACUGGUUUUGUGGUCUCAAUCUGUUCUGGGUCUGUAAAGCAUGCUUUAGGUGCUUGAAAAGAUUAAAAAUGAGUUGGUUUCUUCCCACGGUGCUGGACACAGGACAAGGUUUCAAACUUGUUAAAUCCUAAGUAGGAACCAAAGAGGAACAUAAGUGGGAAUUCUGGGAACUUUCUCAUUUACAGAACAACUUACAACUUUUUAUAUGACUAUUUUCUUUGAAUAAAUGUGUUAUAUCAGGAGCUAUGCUCACUUUGUUCAGCUAUUUGAGCAGCUACAAUAUGCAACAGUUAGAAACUGCGAUCUUAAACAGAAGAGGGUAGGACUAUAAUAGUCAAGUUUUAUUACUGAACUGUAUCUAAAUAUGUAAAAGACUUAUUUGAUAUGACCUGCAUUUUGGAGACAGUUUGCAUGUUCAUAUGUGUUACCUAGAAAGCAGCCUUUCAGAAUCACCAGUUUGAUGGACAGCAGCUCCUAUGAAUGUUAUGGCAUGCAUAUUUGUCAUUUAUAUCCAGUAUAAGGUUCAAAUACAGGAAAGGAAGCAAGCUAAUAUUCAAUUCAAUUUAUAUGUCCUUGAAAUUGUAUGGUGGGGUCAAGGGUAUUAUGAAAUAGCUUUGAGCCAAAAUUGUAAUAGAAAAAUGAAGAGCCAUUGUAGGUAAGUACCUACCAAGAAUGUUUAGUUUUAUUUGCUUUUGCAUCUUCAGUCUGUCUCUAAAUUAAUUCAUUCUUCUGCCUGAAUGCUAUACUGCCAUCAGUGGGAACUGGCUGGUAAAAGGAGCUUUUCUCACAACCCUGUAAUGUUCUGUUGCUGCCUGCCAGAUGAGGGUUUUUCAAAUGCAAUUUUUAAAACGUGUUACUUUGCAAGAUACCUUGCAGUGAUCUUUUCUUUGUAAAUAUUCCCAGUAGUUAAUUUAUAUUUGAAAUUAAGAGUGUUGAGAGCUUUUUUUUCCUCAGUUGUCAGGGUAGUGCUUUUUCAGACUUUUGUUAGUUUGUAUUUUGAAAAGCUACCCUGAAGAAGGAACUUAACAAAGAAAAUGAUCCAUAAAUAAAAAACAGGAGGAAUUACACGGGUUGCCUUGCUUCUACAUUCACCUGAAGUCUUUACCCAAGAGCUUGAUCUUGUACAAUGUUGAGUUCAUUAUCUAUUUAAACUAAGCAAAACAGUCUAAAUGAAAGAACAGAUUAUUCCUUUAGGACAGAGUUGAAUCCUGAGUAUUCCUAAGCUUAAUUCUUUCAGUUACAGAAUGUUGGAAGAGACUCUGGAAAUCCUAUCCCACAUUUUCUUUUUAUCAGAGAAGCUGCAUAGCUUUCUAGUCUGUUUGCUGAAGUACCAAAAAUCAGGAGUUAAACUGCUAACUGCUAAGUCAGUACACUUUGUGGCAUUUUUUGCAUACAUGUGUGCAAUCUAGAAGAUCUAGAGUUUGCUUUUUUUCCUGUUUUCAUCAGUAUUUUAAUUAAAAU
Molecule: messenger RNA, 3639 nt
Organism: Rhea pennata
Lineage: Eukaryota; Metazoa; Chordata; Aves; Rheiformes; Rheidae
Gene: TMEM168
Product: transmembrane protein 168
Exons: 5
Coding region: 207-2309 (700 amino acids)
Source: RefSeq, a predicted model, not a curated record